This is a messenger RNA of Aplysia californica (California sea hare), 1052 nucleotides long. Its product is annotated as mRNA turnover protein 4 homolog. Gene Ontology annotation, molecular function: RNA binding. NCBI's taxonomy places the organism in Eukaryota, Metazoa, Mollusca, Gastropoda, Aplysiida, Aplysiidae. The record is from RefSeq and is a predicted model, not a curated record. Gene Ontology annotation, cellular component: preribosome, large subunit precursor; nucleolus. The transcript is spliced from 8 exons. Gene Ontology annotation, biological process: ribosomal large subunit biogenesis; ribosomal large subunit assembly; nuclear-transcribed mRNA catabolic process. Bases 249 to 1016 code for a protein of 255 amino acids.
GACGUCACAUGUUUCCAUGGCAACAAGAAAAUGAAUUAUUACAUCCAAAGACUAUUCUUCUGUUGGGUACAUCCGACUAAGCAUUUAUGUCUUCAUUGGACCGAAACAGUGUAACAAAUUGAAUUUGAUGCAAAAAGAAUUCAUGUUAUCAUUCGAAACUAAAGGCCGGAUAAAAUGCAAGUGCAACGCAAAUUUUCGUGUCACUGACACAGACGAAGAAGAAAGGCUUGGAGCUGAAACAGACACUGAUGGAGAAGAUACGAGAAACAGCGGACCAGUAUGCUAGAAUCUUCACAUUUUCAGUUCACAACAUGCGUAAUGUGCAGCUCAAAGAGAUCAGACAAGAAUGGAAUCACAGCAGAUUUUUUUUCGGCAAGAACAAAGUGAUGAUGCUGGCCCUGGGUCGUACAGCGGAGGAGGAGUACAGAGAGAACCUGCACAAACUGACACAGCACCUGCAGGGCCAGAUGGGUCUCCUGUUCACCAACGCCACAGAGAAGGAAGUCUUAAAGUACUUUGAGGAGCUGUACAUCCCGGACUACGCCCGCUCAGGCACAGUGGCUAGCCAGACGGUGGUGCUGGAGGAGGGCCCGCUCACAGAGUUCACGCACUCGAUCGAACCCCAGCUACGACAACUGGGACUGCCCACACAGCUCAAGAGAGGCGUGAUCCACCUGCUCAAGGAACACACAGUGUGUGAGAAAGGACAGACGCUUGGCCCCGAGCAAUGCCGCAUACUGAAACUGUUUGGCCAUCAGAUGUCGGACUUUCACAUCACCAUGGAGGGCGUGUGGAACAACUCAGGACUGUGGAAAACCUUUGACGACCAGCCGCGGCACAUCGUGCCAGACAGGGUCAAGGUCAAACCCAAAGUCGAGGAAAAACCCACAGACGACAAGGCUGAUGAUGAGACUAGCAUAGGGCUGAACAUGGAGGAUAGUGCUGAGGAUGAUGAUGAUGAGGAGGGACAAGACGAUGAUAUUGAAGAUGAUGACGAUGAGGAGGAGGACUCUUGAUAAUGACAUGUUAUAAAUAAACUAUGUUUUACUCGA